CUCUAAUCAGCAAUGAGAGUGGGAAGCACAGGCUAAACUAGAACCCGUCGGGUGUUACCUUAUCACUUGUGCAUAAUGUGUUCAUGUAUUCGUGGAGACUAAGUAUAAAUGAUAAGGUAACACCUGACGGGGUCUUAGUUUAGCCCGUGCUUUCUACUCAGAGAGAGAGAGAGAGAGAGAGAGAGAGAGGGGUUGACAUUUGACAAGCGCCAUACGUCUGGCAGACAGGCAGAGGCGGCCAGGCGGCCCAGCUGAUGUGAUGACGUGCAACCAUGAGAAACCGUAGUUCUGCUUCUUGCACGGUUUCUAUCAAUGCAUUGAACAAGUCCUGAGCUGCUGUAGCUUUGAGAAGGGUCUUUGAUCGUUAUAUUACUGUCUCAGAUCGUCCUGGGAAAUGUAAAUACCGAGUGACACUGCACCUGUGGUGUGAAAUGUGAGGUUCAAGAGUACUGAUGCGGGUAAUCUGCUGUUAGAUAUGAUGCGGCAUUGUUGUGCUACCAUGGAUGACAGCGUGCCUUUGUUAUCUCCCACUACUGAAGGGAGCACCAUGGGGGAAGUCAGUGCCACCAAGAGCUUGCCAGCUGCAAUAUAUUUCCUGAUUCUCCUUAGUGCCAUUGGUGGCUUCCUCUUUGGAUAUGACACUGGGGUUGUGUCAGGUGCCAUGAUCCUAGUAAGUGUCAUUAGCAGUCAUACCUUGUUGGAAGGACCACACCAUUAUUAGGAGGAGGAUUUCAAGCUGAGUAUAGAGUGGCAUGAGUUGAUUGUGUCGGCUACCAUUGCGGCAGCCAUGAUGGCAGCUCUGGUAGCUGGUCCAGCCUCAGACAGGUUUGGGAGGCGGCCAGUGAUCCUAUGUGCCAGCCUGGUGUUCCUGGCAGGAGCCCUGGUGAUGGGUGCUGCCCCAGAGAAGGUCACUCUCCUUGUGGGACGCAUCAUUGUGGGCAUUGGGAUUGGGUUUGCAUCCAUGGCUGUACCAGUUUACCUGAGUGAGGUGUCACCGGUGGAGCUGAGAGGCAGAAUUACAGUGGUCAACAACAUCUUUAUUACUGGUGGCCAGGUCAUCUCAGCUGUUGUGUCUGGAAUAUUUUCAGAAGUCACAAUGGGCUGGAGGUACAUGUUGGGUCUUGCUGGGUUACCUGCCCUGCUCCAACUGAUUGGCUCUGCCUUCAUGCCUGAGAGUCCACGAUGGUUGAUAUCACGAGGAAGGGAUGCUGAGGCCAUGAAAGUAUUGGAGAAAAUCAGACCAAAGGAUGCAGAUUUGAUAAAUGAAAUUGAAGUUAUGAAAGCAGCCUUGGCUGAAGAUACCAAUCAGAGAGGACUGAGGGAGGUGCUGUCUUCUGCUCCAGUUCGUCAGGCACUUCUGGUUGGUUCUUUGCUACAGCUUUUCCAGCAAAUCUCUGGCAUUAACACCGUCAUGUAUUACAGUGCAUCAAUCAUUACCAUGGCUGGAAUCACAGACAAAUCUCUAGCAAUUUGGUUGUCUGCUGCCACAUCCUCCAUGAACUUUUUUGGCACCUUCCUUGGGUUGUGGCUGGUGGAGCGAUUAGGACGGAGGUCCCUCACUCUUGGCUCUCUUCUGGGCACAAUGCUUUCUUUGUUUGUGAUGGCCCUCACCUUCCAGAUGGCAUACAUCAACAGUCCCAAGGUCACCUUCCCAAACUCUGACUCACAUGAAUGUUUUGCUGACUCAUGUGGUGUGUGUACCAGCAAGUCUUCCUGUGGAUAUUGCUUCAUGGGUGAUCAGAAUGAUAUACUGAAUUCAACUUGUCUUGCUACUGAUGAAACUUCCUAUAAUGAGAUGAGUGUGACUGGUUGGUGCAGCAAUUCAACACUUAUAAAUGAUGGUCAAGUCACUUUUGCCUAUGACUGGUGUCCAUACAAGUAUGCAUGGCUGUGUAUUAUGGGUCUGGCUAUCUACCUUCUCUGCUUCUCCCCAGGUAUGGGCCCCAUGCCAUGGACCAUCAACAGUGAGAUCUAUCCUGGAUGGGCACGAGCCACCUGCACGUCCAUCACCACCUCCAUCAACUGGACUGCCAAUCUUGUGGUCUCCCUCACUUUUCUUACCUUGACAGAGCUACUUCUCAAACAUGGUGUUUUCUACAUGUACAUGGGCUUAGCUGGUCUGGGCCUCAUCAUUUUCUUUUUUUUGUUGCCGGAAACUCGUGGUGUGGCUCUGGAAGACAUGGAGAACCUAUUUUCCAAGCCACUCUCCUCAAGGUUCAGAAGAUGAAAACUCCUACAUUUCAUUGCAUUCUGUUGUGUUUUGUUUACAGUAGUCUUUUCAUAGCAAAUCUACAGUAGAACAUUGAUUAGUUACUAUUUAAAAUCAAAAAAUGGUUUUGCUUUUUUUAAAUCUAUUUUUAAAUAAGUUUUCCUAAAUUAAUUUAAAUUAAUUUAAAAGUUAAUUAUUUUAAUUUAUUUAAAAGUGAAUUACAAGUUAUUUGAUUUUGUAUGGUGCUGUAAUUGCAAUAAUUGAGGCAUAUUUCUGAAUGCAGAGUUUUUAUACAUAGUUAGGGAAGAUUUUGUUAUUGUCAUGGACAAGAUUAUGUCAUUUGUGUCCAGUCACACAGGUUUAUAUACACAAGGAAAUGCAAAGUUUGUUUGGUGAUAUCCUAAUUUGAUUAUUUAUAUCUUAAUUCCUCUGUUCAUGUCUGUUUAUAACCAGCCCAUUUCUGUGUAAUCAUCUCAUCCUAGUAAAAAAUCAUGUUUAACAUGAAGAUAGGGUGAAAGUGUUCAGAGUUUGAUUUGUAACAAAUCAAACUUCCUAUUUUGAGUUUGGCUUAUACAUAGUUGCAAUUCUGAGUAUGGCUUAUAACAAAGCACUUGAUUUGUAACAGAGCACUUCCUAUUUUAAUUUUUGUUUGCAAUAAAGCAAAACAAGCACUUCC
Molecule: messenger RNA, 2885 nt
Organism: Scylla paramamosain (green mud crab)
Lineage: Eukaryota; Metazoa; Arthropoda; Malacostraca; Decapoda; Portunidae
Product: proton myo-inositol cotransporter-like
Exons: 14
Coding region: 788-2227 (479 amino acids)
Biological process (GO): myo-inositol transport; transmembrane transport
Cellular component (GO): apical plasma membrane
Molecular function (GO): myo-inositol:proton symporter activity
Source: RefSeq, a predicted model, not a curated record